AUGUUAAAGCAGAUCAUUAUUUGUUUCAGGCUUGACCCUCCGAUAACCCAAUCACAGUUUGCGAUGGAGAAUAAGAAGGCAGCACCCGCUACGCAACAACCACUGACACAACAGCACCUUAUGGCUCAUCAUGUACAUGCAGACCAGAUCUAUUCACCGCAGCAUACACAAAUACCUCUCCAUAUGGCGACUCAAACGAGCCAGAUUCAACCGAACAGUGUGAUGCACCAACUUUUGCAAAGUCAGUACCACUCAAAUAUGAAUGCCCGAUCGCCACUUUUAGAAAACAGGCACGAGCUAUAUGGCACUGGAUAUAACAAUGAUUAUGCAAGGCAUUAUGGGGCAAAUGAUAAUUAUAAUUAUCCUCAAUCUCCCCCUAAACAAGAAAGAACUGAAAUUCAUACCGACCAUAAUAUCAAUCACGAUAUACUUCACAACAUGCCUAAAGGAUAUAAUGCGGAAGUAUAUCAGGAUUAUUUAAAACGUAACCCACCGAAAGAUACCAAUCAGAUAUACCAAAAUCAUCAACCUAUGUACAGGCUUAAUGCAAACCAAUAUAGUUCAAAACCAUAUCUUCCUUAUUCGAAUAGAAUAGGACCGCAAAGUAAUACAGAGUUGUUGAGGAGACAGUAUAAUGAAAUACAACAGAUGAAAAUGCAGCAACAAUUACACUACCAAAAUCAGGCUCAAAUGCAUCAACAACAAAAGUUUGCUGAACGUCAAUUGCUACUACAACAGAUUCACGGCGUCCAGCCACCACCUAAUUUACAGAAUAGCAUUUACUCUGAUGGGUCUUUUAGGGACCUUGACCGAUAUGCAAGCAAAAAUGAUUUUAAAGAUUAUGAGUUACAAAAAGAUGUUGAGGGCUACAGCAAGAAUAAUGAAACUCGAGAGUCUGAAAAACAGAUAAGACAAUACCAAGAUCCAAACCAAGAUACGCAAAGGCAGUUAAAUCAGUCGGUUGAUUUUAGAGAAUCAGACCGAUAUAGAAAACAAGAAGAUGAAAAAACAAAUAAUCGUACUCCAUCUACUGAUUUUAACAAUCAUUCACAAAAGAAUAAUGUAAACGUAGUAUCACCUAUGAAAUCUAGUGACUCAAGCACUCCUAGCAUAAAAUCUCCAUCAUCUGAAAGUCGCAGAAGUAGUAGUGGUACUCAAGCACUUCGAUCUCCAAUCGCACAAAGAGUACCCUCUGCGCCUGUUGCUAUGUCUGGUAUAUUGUACAAACAAGGCUCAGAUGGUCUCAAAGUUUGGCGAAAAAGAUGGUUCGUCUUGUCGGAAUACUGCUUAUUUUAUUAUAAAAGUCAGGAUGAAGAAAAGCUUUUGGGGUCGGUAUUGUUACCAUCCUAUAAAGUAUCUGCAUGUACUGCCGAAGACAAAGUGAUGCGAAAAUUUGCAUUUAAACUAGAACAUGCGAAUAUGCGAACAUAUAUUUUGGCUGCUUUGGACCAGGAAGCCAUGACAAAAUGGGUUAAAUUAUUGACUAUGGCUGCCCUUAUGCAAAAUUCCAAUGACCAGCCGCAAAGGAAUGAUCGAAUGACUGCGAAAAGUGAGGAUGGAGAAGAAGCAGGGCCUACUUACGCAAAUGCCCCACCUAAACCUAGAAGGUCUAAUGAAGGUUACAAUUCACCUAGUCCAGAUAUGUAUGAUCCUAACUAUGAUUUACUAAAAAACCCUGCUUCACAUUAUAGUCAAGACACUAAUAAUACUCGGUAUCACGAUUAUAAUAAUUAUCCUAAUAGUCCGAAUCAAGAGGCUACAUACACACGAUCGCCACAACCAUCAUUCAGUCAGCAACAAGCACAAUAUCAAACGAAAAGGCAAUACGAUACUCAUAACCUUUCAUUGCCAUUGACAAACACUAUAACGGAAAGACUUGAGAACAAUCAAUUUAAUUCACCGUCGACGUAUCAAUCUAAUCCUCAAUCUCCUUACUUUGAAAAUAGGAAUAGAAAUCAGCAGCAAUAUCAAGCGAUUCAUGAUACGAAGACAAAUAAAGACCAAAUUUAUGAACAACGAAUGCAACGCAACCCGUUUCUGCAAGAUGUUGUUCAACAAAACGAAACACCUGCCAGGGACGAAGAUUUACAAAAUAGAAGUAAUACUUCAGUCACAGAACAAAGCUGUCCCAGUUCAGGUUACAACGAAAGUUAUCCGGAGGCCCACACCGAAACUUCAUCCAAUGACAAAGAUGUGUAUGGAGAAUCAAAUAAACCGAGUAGAUCAGGCAGUAAUGUAAACGAACGACUAAUAGAACGCCGAACUCCAGAUGCUUAUGGACGGGCAUCGUCAGUCUCGACGUAUGCUAAAGAAAAAGUUGAUGAUUAUGAAGAUCUUUAUGCAAUUGAAAACGAAUACGGUAAAACAUAUGCUAAGUCACCGAAACAAAACCAAGCGCGGGAUAAUAUUAGUAUAUCUAGUCAUAAACAGGUACAAGAUCAAAAUUCUAAAUCUCAUCAAGAAAAGACCUUUAGUGGGCCUGCAGUAUUAAGAAGGAAAAAAAUGCAGUCAAGUGGAGUCCAACCUCCUAUGCCACGGCCUCAUAGUGCAGAUUUUCUUGAAUAUGAAUCCAAAAAUGAAACAUUAAAUAAAACAGUUCCUGCAAGAGCCGUGUGUGAUCCACCGCGCCAACCUCAGCGGCCUAAAUCGAGCCUUGAUAUCAAUUCAUAUUACGAUCCAAGUUCAGACAGGUAUUAUUCGGAAGAAAGUUAUGCAGAAAAAAUGCGACAAUCCGCCCAGUACUUGCAACAACAAGCUGCAGGAUCUCGAAACAUUCAAAUUCCAUUAGCUAAAUAUGCUAGUGGUUUAGCAGAGAAACAAUUAAAUUCAGCUUAUUCACAAUUUACAAAUAACAACUAUGAAAGUGAAUAUGGAAUAAAAAGAAGUAGCCGAGAUAAUCUUAGCUACAAUUCAAAAUAUAGUGAUAUCGAAGGCUUGAAUGCUAAUUGGACGUUGAAAGAGAAAGAAAAGGAUUACUUAAACAGAAGCGGCAGUGUAAUGAGUGAUGGUUCAAACGUCAGUGGCUGCGUAAAGAAUGUCAAUAAAUUUGAUUCUAAUGCUGAUGGAUUUAUGAGAUCAGCAAGUGCACGUUUACCAUCAUCUGCUACAGAAAGAGAAGGUGAAAAGAAAGUUCAACAGCGAGAAGAAUCCAUGAAACGACUUUUGGAGUGGAAGCAAAGAAUGCUUCAAAGUCCUUUGACUAGAAAAAGCACACCAGCGACUAUAUCUCUCGCACGAUCUCUAAGCCACAGUCGACAGUCCUUGAGAUCUGACCAGUACAAAUCCAAAACUUACGCAAACGCAUCAUAUAACAGCUAUUCUUCAGACGAUGAAGAGGAAACAUCGGGCACUGAUCUGCAAAUGAGAAAUACGCAGGCAGGAAGGUCUAAUAGUGUGAAAGUUACGAGCCCCAAUAUUAUGCAACCAAUAAACCCGCACGCGCCCUUCAUCGCUCAGUCUAAUGAAAAAGUCUUAAUUGAAGAUGAUAAAGAUAUUGUCAAUGAUAAUACAUAUGAAAACAUACUUUGUGAUAACGUUUCAAUAAAGCUAAACAAUAAUACAGACGAAAAAGAUGACAGUUACAUGCAAGUUAAUCGAAGUGAUUGCGAGCACGAAACAACAAAAGAAAAUGAAGAUAUCAGUGGUUAUGAAACACAUGAAAGUGAAGCAGAAUCGGAAACUUAUAUUGAAUAUACUGACAAUGAUUUGGAUGAAGUAUUACUAACAUCUGAUACAGAAAUUAAAAACGCUGGAGAUUGUGAUUUAAAUGAAUGUGAUAGAAAACAAAAUGAUAAAAUUUUUACCGAAGAACAAUUAAAGGAAAAAUCUAGCACACCCCCAGUACGACCUUUUGGGGAAGAGCAUUACCUUCCAAUGAGUCCACGUAAAACGUCCAUGUUAGAGCCUGCGCAUAAAACAAUAAUUCAAAAUUUAAGUGUUUUUGAUCAAACAAUGCCUCAAAGCUACGAAGAUAAUCCUUAUGUUGAAAUGAGUUUAGGUACCGAUGAAGAAGAUAUGCAAACCUAUGAAAUUGUUUGUGUUAAUAAUGGUAAAGUGGAGCCAGUAUACAUGGAAGUGAAAAAUGGAACUGUUGAAGAAAAUGAUUCGGAAAGUGUGAUUCUUAGAGAUAAAUCUUUAACGGAUACUGCAUCAAAUUUUGCUGAUACAAAACAACAAACAUUAAAAAGAGUUUCUAAGGGAGAAAAAACAAAAGAAAAAUCUGACUGUUCGGACGCUGAUGAUGAAGUAUCUAGAGACAUGUCACUAGACAUACCUUUUAAUAGAAUGAGUAUUUCAGACACUUUUCGUCCAGCGUCGUACUACCUCAGCGGAAGUAGAACUAUUUUAUACACACAAAACAGUUCCGAUAGUGAAGUUUAUCCUCCACCUCCUAUACCAAGUUCAUCACCACCUUGUGAGGAACUAUCCGACGAAGCUUUAUCAAAAUACAUUUUAGAUAAGUUAGACAAAUCGGAUAUACCACAGGAUAGUUCAAUAUUAAAAAUGUUGACAAAUGAGAAUCAAAAAAAGAUUAAUGCUAAAAGAAGAACAACUUCGCUAAUGAUUUAUGGAAGUCGAACUGCUAUACACGAUACUCUCACUAGGGGUGAAAAAAUUCGUAAUAGUAGGGCAAGUUUGGCAAAUGAAACAAAAAAAUCGAAAGAAUUUCCAUCAAUUUUACAGGAUAAUUUUAUAUCUGAGCAAAAUAUUUGUAGUGGCAUAGACACCGAAUCCUUACAAAGCUAUAACGCUGACAGGGGCUCUUCAAGAUUAUCAUUAGAGUCUGAUGUUAGCAGUAAGUUUGAUAUGAUACCUUCAAACAUGUCUUCAGAAGUAACUAGUGUUGGAAGUGAUUCGAUUGUAGAUUUAAGUCAUAUGUGUACGUUAAGAGAUAUUGAAAAUAUGAUCAAGAGGAGACCUCUUUCCGAUGAUUCACUUUUUGAGUUAAGUACAUCAGAAAAUAAUAAUCGCAAUGAUUCUGUAACUAAUAUAGACCUUGAUAGAUAUUUAGGAAAUUUGCAACCCCUUUCAAGUGACAUUGCAUGUGAGAAUAAUUAUGAAAAUUCCCACGUUAGAGAUUCAUCGCGUGGUUAUCGUUUAGUCAACAAUGAUGAUGCAGCUCAUACACAAGUGCACACUGCCAUACAUCAGCGUUGUUCUAGUACCCCUAUUAACCACCAUUCUAGUUCCGAAGAUAAAAUUAAUAUUAGCACUCAAUACAGAAAACUAGAAGAACAUGUUUCUGGUUAUAUAGGAUCACAAAGUUCUUGUAGUUCUGUUGGUUUAGCUAAGUCUCCAAUAUCUUUUUAUUGCAAAAAUAAUGAUGAACGAACGCUUUUAAGGAAAAACUUAAAUAACGAACCUUCAACCAAUAAGAUAAAAGAAUUUGAGAAUGAAAAGUUUACACCUAAAUGUGGAAUUGACACUAACGCUUCAUCAACAUCCACUGGCUUCCACAGUAGAGAAAGUUCAACAGAACACAGUGCACCUUAUUACUACUCAGAUCUUUCAUCACAGGAACAUGUAAAUGUAUUACCUACUUCUCACUUCCUGAAAAAUACUAACCUUCAUCGAAAACUUAAUAAUCAAAGACGUAGAGGUCCAUUACAGAAAAAAAAUGAAAUAUCACAUAUCCAUAACCCAAUCCGAAGUAAUCAAGUAUUGAUGUCUGAUCCUUCUUUUGAAUUAGCAUCAACAGCGAGAAGCGUUUCAGUUGAAUUCUUAAGUGCAGCUGACAAAGACUCAGAUAUUGACACAAAAAAUAUUUAUGAAUCUAAUGGUGGAAAAAGUUCUAAAAUACCUGAGUCGAUGAAUUUAAUAUCAAGCCUUGGUUGUAAAAGAAGUUCUAAUCAAAAUAACAAUGACCAAAACUCGCCGCGAGAUUUAAGUGGUUUAAAUCGCGUUUCCUUAAACACAAGCUCAAUACAGUUAUCAUCUGCUAGUAUGUCUUCACAUUGCAGUGGGAAUUCAUCAAAUACUGUUUAUUACGAUGCAGAAGCAGAAGCAAGUGCAUAUGAAAAUGUUUUAUGUCAAGGUGAAAAGCACUGGGAUGAGGAUUCUUUAUGGAGAGACAAUUUGAGACGUGUAUCACAUCGACAUGCUCGGUCUAUGGACGACUUGGACACAGUACCAGCCGAACCACUAUCAAAUCGUUCUGGAAUGGAUUCAUGUGGAAUGCAUAGUAUCAAACGAAUAAAGAGAAAUGCUAUUAAUAAAAUAAACCGGUAUGCUACAUAUGUUAAUUCAGAAAUUCAAGAACAAAUUCCGCGACGAAAAGAUCAUUAUUCUGGCCUGCAAUAUAUGUACUCAGAGGAGGGAGAAAAAGUGGAUGAUAAUGACGUCUAUGUAAGUUUAGCAGAAGAUUCUGAACCAUGUAACGAGCCAUCCGAUGAAGGUGUCUAUGAACAAUUAGCAGUUGGACCUAUAGAAAAUUCAAGUUUAUUGUCCGAAUCGGUAGUCCAUAAAUGUAAAUCCCAAGAAAAUAGUCGAAAACAGUUUGAGAUUGAUAGGGAAAAACUAAGACAGUGGGAUUUAAUGUCUAGUGGCUUAAUGAAAGGACGAGCCGGAGGGGCGCAGGGUGUCGGAGUUGGUAUGGUUGUGGGGGAAGUUUUAACGGACAUCAGGACAGACAAUACAAGCAAUGAAGCUUCCACGACAAUGCCCGCAACAAAUCUGGAAACAUCUAACAAUAAUAACUCAACUCAACAAACAUUGUCAAAGAAAGCUUUUCUCGGAAGCAAUACUUCAAUUGGCAGAAGCAAUAGGGAUGCUAAUAUACCAGUUCGCGCUGUAAGUCCUAGGGUGAGAUGGGUGGAGGAAAAACAAUCAAAUGAUCAUUACAGCGCCCAACAGAUGUCAAAUUCGCAGCAAAAUUUACAUGCGUUAAAUACAGCACAAAAUUCAUGGGUGACUGCAAGAUCACCAUCAAGGACAUUACAACAACCUAUCAGUGCAGUUAGUCCUCGUGUUCGAAGGAACGUAGACAAUGAUGAUUUGCAAUGGGACCUGCAGCCAAUAGGUCAAGGUGACCAACUAAGUAAAAACCCAACGGCUGGAGAACUCUUGGGUAGAACUCAUGAAGAAUUGGUCUUGCUAUUGAUACAAUUGAGGAGACGACAUGCAGCGACACAUCGUUCAAUUGAGCAAUGCUGUGCACAAAUUAGUAGUAUAGAGGAUUGUCUCAGUUCCCUAAAGGCAAUGGAGCGUGAAGAAAGCUUGCAACGUUUGAAUCAAUUGAAGAAGCAACUAAUGGAUUUAGAACACCAAUAUGAAAAAAGCAAGCCUUUGGUACAGCUGGUCGAUAAUAUGGUUAAAUUAGGAUCACUUUAUAACAGACCUGGAUCUACGAUUGAACGUUUAGAAAGAAAUCAAAAAUUAAGACAGAAAGUGCUAGCGGAGCACGCACUAGAACAACAAAGGUGGUUGGAAAGUGCAGCUGCUGGAAAGACCUUGGAAACCGAAGCCGCAAGAGCCAGAGUUGCUGAACUAUGGGCUUUAGAACAGGAACUAGCAGAUGAGGCAGCCAUAUUGCAAGGACUGAAGACUGAUAAAGAUACGAUUGAUACUUUAUUAAGAGGAGUACGCAGUCGAUUAGAUAACGCACCGAGGGAGGAAAUACGUACCCAAAACAGUGGCGGUGGACUAGAAGCGGAACUUGCGCGCGUGCACGCCAUGUUGGCGCACAAUUCUAAGAAAUUGGAGCAAACUGUAGCGGACAACGCUCGUCUGGAGCGCGAAUUGCAGCAACUGCGCCGUGCGCUACAGGCGCGCCGGGCCAGCGCGCAUGCGCACGCGCCGCACACCGCGCGUCCCACCGCGCUGCUGGAGGAUGAGGUAUCCCGCGUGCAACAGUUAGUGUCAGCGUUACAGCGGCAGAGACAAGAACUAUCGCGGGCCGUCCGCCAUCUUACUCAGCAGUCGCGCGCGUUGCAGACUACUCACGACUCUAUGCCUGGUAAACGCCGCUCUACUACAUCCUGGCAAGAAACGAACUUAGAUACGGGGCACACAACUGACCACGGGCAAUCGGAUUAUGAUUAUGAAACUACCUCAUUAGUUCCCCCGGGGCAUUAUGAAAGGAGCCAUGUAGAUGUACCACUGUAUGUGGACACGCGGGGUCCCGGGGCUGAUGUCACUUCACCUCUCACUAGUGAAGAUAUGCAGCACAAUGCUUUUAGUAACUUAUCCAACGUUGAGAAGCAAGAAAUAAAAACGGUCCGAAUCGUAAAACGAGAAAGUGAAAGACGUCAGAGAGAUAGGGAGCGUUCACUUCAGCCAAUGUCCGAUUGGCCCGGUAACAAUAUCACUGCCAACCUCGACCAAUUUCUAGAAGAGGAAUUGGUCCAACCUAUUAAUUAUACCAGAGCUUCGUCCUUACCGCGAACUGAUUACAGCAAAUACGACGACUAUUACACAAAAUCACAAAACGUAGACCCACCGAACUAUCUGCGAUUGAACGAUAAGAACAUGGAACUCAGUCCCAAAUACCCUUCCAGCCCCUCACUCUCCAACUACGAUUACUCCCGUGACGUAUCUUCCGUGAGUAGUAGCUACCACAAAAGCUACGAUAGAUCUGGUUAUGACCGCACGAUAUCACUGUCUACUCAAUAUUUGAACAGUCCGACCGACAGCUCUCGAACCUUAACCAACGACCCUUUAUCGAAAACUAGUAGCAUCGUAAGUCUUACAAGAUCCAAUAUGGAGCUGUCCCCCAUAUUCAAAAGCGAGGCCGCCAAGCAGAUUAUCACAGAGAUGUCUGGUGACGGACACAAAAAUGGCUCUAUGCAUAGGAGGAAAGUGCCUAAAGAGAAGAGGCGUCAUUACACCGCUCCACAUCACUUAAGUGCCAAGACUUUAAAUGAAAUGCCAAAGGACGUAUUCAAUCAAGAUGCGACGAGCCGGUCGUUGGACGACGCGGACAUGGAGCGCGCACUGCGCGGCGGCGCGCCGGACGUCGUGCGCUCCGCGCUCCCCGCACUCCCCGCGCGCCGCGGACCAGACUCCAUCGACCAGCUGCUCGCCGCGCCGCAGAAGAUACUCAUCCCCGAGCGGUACAUCCCCGAGAAGCCACCAGAAUUGUCACCAGAAGAACAACAAAAGCGACAGGAAAAAGUAGAGUCUAUAAAGAAAAUGCUAACCGAUUCCACUGCAGACUCCAGCAAGAGCCCGGACGGCGAAGAGAAGAGGCAACGCAAACAUUUGCUCCAGAUGAACCAGAUACUAGCCAAGCAGGUCACCGAGAUGAGCAAAAUUAUCGCUGUGAGAGCACUAGAAGAACUGCCACUUCAAGACAAUACAGAGGACUUGGACGAUCGCUCUCCUGAUGUAGAGUUGCCAAUUUAUCAACAAAGAGACAAUUUCUUCACUUGA
Molecule: messenger RNA, 9369 nt
Organism: Parnassius apollo (apollo)
Lineage: Eukaryota; Metazoa; Arthropoda; Insecta; Lepidoptera; Papilionidae
Source: the annotation of a GenBank genome assembly